Messenger RNA from Penicillium riverlandense, 939 nucleotides. RefSeq lists its product as uncharacterized. The record is from RefSeq and is a predicted model, not a curated record. Bases 1 to 939 code for a protein of 312 amino acids. The transcript has 2 exons. NCBI's taxonomy places the organism in Eukaryota, Fungi, Ascomycota, Eurotiomycetes, Eurotiales, Aspergillaceae.
AUGAAUACUGUAGACUCAUCGGCGCCGUUUCCGACAGGUCCCAGCGACGACGAGGUAGGCAAGGGGGUCGGCUCAUCGUUGUCACGCUCCUCGACACAUACCGACUCGGCCCUCUCAUCGUCGCUCGGUAGCACCCGGUCCCACUCGAGCUCGUCAUCCCGGAAGAAGCAGCGGUCCCGGAAUCAACUGCAGCAGCCGCUGGGCCCGUCCAACGAGUCCACUCCGAUCUUUGGUGGGGCGGAGUCACUGCGCCGAAACUACCAGUCCACCGACGGACCGACUGAAUCUCGGCCUGCCGGCUCGAAUGGUCUCCCCAAGACCUCGCCCUGGAGUAACCCCGGGCGCAAUGCAGCUGCCGAUGGCGCAGAACCGAGUCAGCCGGACGGCCGGGACUCGCGCCCGGUAUCGCAACACUCAUGGUACAGCAAGUUCGCAGACCGAUAUGGAAGCUUAGAGCUGGAGAACAAAGGGAGCGUAGCUCGCGACCAUCUCGCUUUAGAGCGGACCUUCCUAGCCUGGAUGCGCACAUCCCUCGCAUUCGCCUCUAUCGGCAUCGCCGUCACGCAACUUUUCCGUCUCAACACCACAACCGCAACAACACACUCCAUGGCAGAUCCCAAUGCACCACCAGGGAUCCUCCCACCCGUCACCUCCACACCCCUCCUCGGUCUCGCUGGAGAGACCACCGUGCGAUCACCCGACUCCUCUGCCCGCCUCCGCAGCGUGGGUAAACCCCUCGGCACGACCUUUAUCGGCGUUGCCAUUUUGAUUCUUGUUGUGGGCUUUCAUCGCUACUUCGAGAGCCAGUACUGGAUCAUCCGCGGCAAGUUCCCCGCUAGUCGCGGCAGUGUUGCCCUGACUGCGUUUGUUGCGGCCGCGCUGAUCAUCGCGGCUCUUGCGGUGAUACUGGCUGUUUCGCCUAAUGCGAUUGAGCGGUAG